GCUUGUGCCCUCGCUAUCUUUCUCUAUUUAACAUCAUGAGAAUUGCAUCCGCUACUUUAUUACUCCCGCUCCAAGUGUACGGCUUCCAUUUAUUUGGUGCCGCUAACCAAUUAGGCUCCCUUUUAAAAGGAUUCCUGUCAGAAGAGCCAUGUCUUAUCAAAUUAGGACCAAACCAAUACGAAUUGGUGACAGAAGAACAAAAGUUCAAAUACAGACGUGAGAACAUUAAAUUCAUUGAUGUCACUAGUCAUGUGUCCAUUGAAGAAGCCGUGUCCCAGGGUAUGAUUGUUGGACCAGUGCAAGAAUCCAUGUUGCAGCAACUCUUAACUAUUGGUUCUAAGCAACUCAAGUCUAUUGAAAAGCCAGCAAAAUAUCAAUAUCCAAGUGAAGCACAACAAGAAAAACUAGUAUCGCCACUCUUUCCAGAUAUCAGUAUUGAUUCAAUGAGAGAAAAUUUGGGUAACUUCACUUCUUUCUUCAACCGUUUUUUUAAGUCUGAAACUGGGUUGGAAAGUGCUAUCUGGUUACAAGGUACUAUCAACGAUAUUGUUUCACCUGUUGCAGUGGAAAAGGGUGUCACUGUUACUCCUUUCCAUCACGAUAAAUGGGACCAAUUUUCUAUUAUUGUAUCUAUUCCUGGUAAGAAUAAAAGCAAGCUGGGAAAGGGUAACAUUGUAGUUAUUGGUUCACAUCAAGAUUCAGUCAAUUUACUUUUCCCCAACUUGAUGAGAGCCCCCGGUGCUGAUGAUGAUGGGUCAGGAACUGUAACUUGUUUGGAAGCUUUACGUUUAAUCAUUGGUCAAUAUAACUCUGGUGAUUUUGUUCCAGAAAACACUUUAGAGUUCCAUUUCUACUCCGCUGAAGAAGGUGGAUUGUUGGGAUCAAUUGAUGUUUUCACAAGCUAUAAGAAUGCCGGUGAAAAAGUUGUAGCCAUGUUACAACAAGAUAUGACUGGAUACACUGCUAGAGUUGCUGACAAUGGAGUAGAACCACAUAUGGGAUUGAUUGUUGAUUACACAUCUCCUGAACUUAACAAUUUUGUUAAACUCAUGAUUGAUACUUAUUGUGACAUUCCAUACCAUGAAACAAACUGUGGAUAUGCAUGCUCGGACCACGCUUCAGCUUCUGAAAACGGAUACCCAUCAAGUUUUGUCAUUGAAUCGGAAAUGAAGUUGUCAAACAAUUACAUCCACUCUAUUUUGGAUACAAUCGAUAGAAUCGACUGGGAACACGUCAAGGAACAUGUUAAGUUGACCGUUGGAUUUGCCGUUGAAUUGAGUUCUACAAAAAUUACAGACGCUUGAAAAAAAAAACAAUCUCGGGUAUAAUAAUAUAUAUAUAUUUAAUACAAUUUCAUAAAAAAGGAAAGAUAACAAAUUAGGAAUAGCAAUGACUUUUUACAAGGAAUCAACUGC
This is a messenger RNA of [Candida] anglica, 1415 nucleotides long. NCBI's taxonomy places the organism in Eukaryota, Fungi, Ascomycota, Pichiomycetes, Serinales, Debaryomycetaceae. The record is from the annotation of a GenBank genome assembly.